AUGUUUUGGGCAUCUUUUGCCGAACCGUUUUUUGUUAAAGAUAUUCUCUUUCUGUAUAUUUCUGGCACAAGACUUCAGAAAUGGAGCUCUCUAUCACAGACAUACGUCUAUUCAGUGAACCUUCUUCUUCUUCUUCUUCUUCUUCUUCUUCUUCUUCUUCUUCUUCUUCUAUAUUAUUUAUUUAUCUUCCUUCACUCUCUUCCCGCUUCUAAAUUGAUAACGUUUCUUUCUCUAUUUCUUUUUUCUCUCCUUCACGUGACUUUUACCCUUUUCCUCCCAUUAUUCGUCACCCCUUUUUCAUCUCUAGGAAUAAAUAUAAACCAUUCUCCUACUUCUCCUUUCCUCACAUUAAUCUCUCCUUUUAUUUUACUUUCUUUCUUUGUUUCUUUCUUUCUCUAUUUCUCAUACACUGUCAUCCUCCCUUUCAUCUUCUUUCGGUCUUUCUUUGUUGUCUUCCUCUUACUUCGUUACACUCCCCCCUCUCUCUCUCUCUCUUUCUCCCUCUCUCUCUUUCUCUCCCUCUCUCUUUAUUUUGACACGCGCUCUUUCUUUUAA
Molecule: messenger RNA, 555 nt
Organism: Acanthosepion pharaonis
Lineage: Eukaryota; Metazoa; Mollusca; Cephalopoda; Sepiida; Sepiidae
Source: the annotation of a GenBank genome assembly